Molecule: messenger RNA, 624 nt
Organism: Rangifer tarandus platyrhynchus (Svalbard reindeer)
Lineage: Eukaryota; Metazoa; Chordata; Mammalia; Artiodactyla; Cervidae
Source: the annotation of a GenBank genome assembly
AUGUCGGUGCAAAUCCACACCGUGGAAAAUGUUUCUGCAUUCCCAUACGAGUACAUUGUUUGGGUUCUAAAGGAACCAAAUUGUCGCGGACAGAGAAGCUUGACUGCUUCUGCUCCCGAAUGGGCCGCGAGCAUGUCUGAAGUCCAGUCCUCUGAGCGGCAGAGAAGGAAAUACUGGGUGGAGGGUGCCCACUCACGCAUGCCCCUCCGCGCCUCUCGCCCACUGGGGCUGGGCUUGGAUUUUGCAACCAUUUCCAACACCGCUGCUGUACUUGGAGCAGCCCUGCUGGAAGCCGGCAGGGCCCGCGUCCGCGUUUCGCCGGCCCAUCCCGGGUCCGGGGUAGGCUUCUCCGCCAGGUGUGCGCCGGGGCCCGGGAGCCUUUGCAGCGCAGCGUACUCGCAGCCCCGCCCGCGGGCCCGCGGUGCCCAGUCUGGGGGAGCCGGGCUAACCCCCGCCCCGCCACCAGGAACCCCUCCCCGGGACCACGCUCGAGUGCUGUGUCUGCGCUGGGGGGCGGCUCCGCCCAGUUCUGCAGCGAGGGGUCCGGCGUUCCGGCCAGACCAGAGGUCCGAACAUGAGAAGACUUCGGACUCCGCCGCUCUCUCGGGCUGUUCCCCGAAGUGA